AUGCAUCGACUUCACACAAACAUUUCUCGCGUAGUUCACGAAGGAAAAACAACUAUAUUAGCCUUUUUAAGUCCAUCUUUACACAAACGAAACAACAUGAACAUAGCGCCUGUGGGACCCGAACCCAGCAGUCUGGUCUGCCCCUCGUGUCACGCCACAAUUGUGUCUAGAGUGGAACGGAAAGCCACGACCCGAACUCACCUGAUAGCUCUUGGCCUCUGCGUGUUUCUAUGCUGGUGCUGCGUCUGCCUGCCCUAUUGCAUGAACUCUUGCCAAAACGCCGAUCACUACUGCCCUAACUGCAACGCUUAUCUCGGGACCUACAGUUCA
This is a messenger RNA of Iphiclides podalirius (scarce swallowtail), 330 nucleotides long. The record is from the annotation of a GenBank genome assembly. NCBI's taxonomy places the organism in Eukaryota, Metazoa, Arthropoda, Insecta, Lepidoptera, Papilionidae.